Engraulis encrasicolus (European anchovy) is the source of this 4324-nucleotide messenger RNA. RefSeq names its product Rho GTPase activating protein 1 (gene arhgap1). Gene Ontology annotation, biological process: small GTPase-mediated signal transduction; negative regulation of endocytic recycling. Gene Ontology annotation, molecular function: GTPase activator activity. Gene Ontology annotation, cellular component: cytoplasm. Lineage: Eukaryota; Metazoa; Chordata; Actinopteri; Clupeiformes; Engraulidae. The record is from RefSeq and is a predicted model, not a curated record. Bases 143 to 1456 code for a protein of 437 amino acids. The transcript is spliced from 13 exons.
UCAAACUGUGGACUUUCCUGUGGAUGUCAAAAAAGAAAGGAAAGAGGGAAGUCAUCAGAGUGAACGAUACCACCGGAAGUAAGCAGGGACUGAAAGACGGAAUCGUUUCCAGCCGCUGCACAGUCACAGCCAGGGGACCAGCAUGUCCUCUGCCUCAGAGAUCCUGGUGGAUUUCCAGGAUGACCUUGUGGCGGACGAUGCCCCCAGCAAUGCCUUAGACCACCUCAAGCUCUCGCCAAUGGAGGACCGACAGUGGCCUGCCGACAACCUGGCCAGCAUUGGCAAAUCCGAGACGGAUAUCAAACAGCUUGGCCAGGGCUCUCACCUGGCCUGGGACGACCCUUAUUAUGACAUCGCUCGGCACCAAAUCGUAGAGGUGGCUGGCGAUGACAACUUUGGCAGGAAGGUGAUCGUCUUCAACGCCUGCAGGAUGCCACCACACCAUCAGCUGGACCACCAGAAACUGCUGAUGUACCUGAAGCACACCCUGGACCAGUAUGUGGAGAGCGACUACACACUGAUCUACUUCCACCACGGCCUGACGGGGGAGAACAAGCCCUCCCUCAGCUGGCUCAGGGACGCCUACCGGGAGUUCGACAGGAAGUACAAGAAGAACAUCAAAGCUCUGGUCAUAGUGCACCCCACCAUGUUCAUCAGAACUCUCCUCAUCUUAUUUAAGCCCUUAAUUAGCUUCAAGUUUGGCCGCAAAAUAAGUUACAUCAACUACCUGAGCGAGUUGGAUGAGCUUGUGAAGUGUGAACAGCUUGUCAUACCAUCCCGAGUGAGAGAAUAUGAUGACAAGAUCCGCCAGAAUCUGAAGCCCUCCGCACAGGUUCUCAAAUCCCCACCACGCAGCCCCCCUACGCCCUACCAGCAGUUCGGAGUGGCCCUCUCAGUGCUCAAACUGAGGUCAGCAGACCCUGAGGGCAUUCCUGUGGUGAUGCGAGAUACCAUUGAAUUCCUAAGGACACAAGGUCUUGAAAUGGAGGGAAUUUUCCGGAGGUCUGCCAACGUUACCUUGGUCAAGACUGUUCAAGAGAAGUACAACUCUGGGGAGGAGGUAAACUUUGGUGAGAUGGAGGAUGUGCACUUGGCUGCGGUCAUCCUGAAGACAUUCCUGAGGGAGCUUCCGGAACCUCUCCUCACGUACCAGCUGUACAAUGACAUCAUCAACUUCCAAAAUGUUGACAAAGAUGCUCAAGUGGUGACCAUCCAGAAUUUGUUGGCAAUGCUCCCACAAGAGAACUACGCCUCCUUGAAAUACCUCAUCCUCUUCCUGGCUGAAGUGUCAGCCCAAAGCGAGAUCAACAAGAUGAACAAUUCUAACCUGGCCGUGGUGUUUGGGCCCAACCUGCUGUGGGGCCAAGAUGCUGCCAUGACCCUCAGUGCCAUCGGGCCCAUCAACAACUUCACACGGAGCCUGCUGGACAACCAACAAGAGGUCUUCUCUGCUUAGAACUUAGAAAAAACCCUCCCUGUUUCCCUCCCUCCCUUCCUCCCCACCCCUCCACAACCCUCUCCUCGUCUUCUCGCCCUGUCUACCCAUUGAUAUGCUCUUCCUCUAGUUAGAUCCAUCUUGGUGUAGCUUUGGUGUGACCUGUUCCCCACUCCCGUCCCCCAGCCCUCAUACUCAGUGUUGCCAAAAGUGUGAGUGUUGCGAGAGGCAAGGAGGACACACAGAAUAUGAAAAAAGCGAUGAGGUGGGGUUCUCUUGUCUUACCAGAGGAGAAGAUGCAGGGAAUUGACAACCUUGAUCUGGACCAACUUGGCAAAAAAAAAAAUGUUUUUUUUUUGUACAAAAUAUGAAAGGUCAAUUUUUGGUACUGUAAAAGAAACAAAUCACAUGUUGGACAAUCAGUCUUUCUCCUUUCCCACUGAUCUCUGAUCUGCCUCAGCAUGUCCAGUACUGGCGUGAUAAGACCGUAUCAUUCUGAAGGUACAGAGCAUUAAGAGUAGCAUGGUGGAGUGGAAUAUUUUGGGAUGUGAAAUUCAGCAUAUUGUUUCAUGUUGGGAUGACUUUCAUAGGGCUUUUUCCUUCCAUUCAGGUAUGAAACCACAGUUAUGGAUCUUCUGAAGAGACUGAAGUGUUAGUCAGGGAUGUCUUUUUUUUCUCUAUCUUUCUCGUCCUAUUUUUUAAAAAAAAGACAGGUGGUUGUUUCACGUAGUUAAGGCGUUUGCAUACACUUAUGCAAACAUGGAAGCACUAAAAUGUAAAAGCUUGAAUGGUUUUAAACUUGUGAGUAUAUUUUAUAAUACUGGUGUAUACAAUGUGUAUUUGCUUUGAUACUUUUUUCCUUUUUAUUGGCUGUGCACCAUACAGAAUCACUGGGGGUUUACAGAUGUUGUAAGGGCAUGUUAUUAGAACAACACCUGAUCACCCUCCUAAUGCAUUUUCUUUGUCGUUUUUUUUUAAACUAAUCAUUCUCCAACAAAUCCAUUUAAUGACUGCUAUUUUACGCUUCUACUGUGUUAUUUAACCAUAUUUAACAUAAUUGCUUUUGACGUACCAUCUGUUCUGUAAUCACAGGGGACCAUUUUAUAUGUUUAUGAGUUGACAUUGAUCAGGAAAGCAUAUGCUGAUGUAAGAUGAUCCGCAAGGAGCAUCCACUAGUAGCAUCAUAGAGUGUUAGCGCUGACGAGGAUAUUUCAGCUAGCUGGUUUACUUAACUCACCCAACAACACUUAAUAAUAACUGUCAAAGCCUCCAAAUCCAAGAGUCCUUAUGGAGACUUCCAGCAGACCACAACAAGCUCAAAUUAAACUCGCCUUUACUUUCAUUUAUUUAUAUUUCAGGUUGCUGCAAUUAAAGCCAUGCAAAUUAGGAUGAUGCUGAAAUUUCAAGAACACAUAGCCCACAUUCGGGUGGUGUUUGAAUACAAAGUUAAACUUCUUACAUCAUUAAUAUUCCUACAUUUCAAUCCUAUGUUUCUUGUAACAGUAAGAGUCAUAUCACUGCAUUACUGAAAUGCUACUGCCUCACUAAGGCGUUUGGACCAAAGGGGCUUUUGGCGGAAUUGCAGCUAUCUAUACGUACACAAAAUUAUGAAUGCAAAAGCAUAUCCGUUGGUUACUAAGCAAUGGUAUAUACCCCCGGGGUGUCCCACAGACAGCCCUCUCAUUUCACAGCAGAUGAGACCCCACUGCUUUCCAAUCUAGAUUAGUAAUCCAUGCAAGAAGAGCAGGAAUAGCUGGCAGAGUACAGCAAAAGAUGUGGUCUGGUGUAUAAAAUGCCGUGGGCAUAAUUCUCCUUGGUGUAAUAUAACUAUGGCACCCUCCCAGAUACAUACCUCUGGUGUUCCCUUACUCGAUGCAAUAGAGAAACCCUUUGUGCAAUCAGCAUUCUUUGUCCAGUGUUUGAACUUGUGAUUUGUUGUGUUGUGGUGUUAUCCAAAGAUGUUUAUUCCUUCCUUAACCAUAGAGCCACCAGUCUAUAAAAAGAGUGGUUGGUCAACGUCUGAGACAAAAAAAGUUUUAGUUAUUGAAGAAAUCAAGAAGAUGGCUUCUUUACUUAAACAGUGAUGUGUGAAAAGUAUUUGACCAGAACACUACAAGAGCACACACAAGAUACUGUACAUCCUUUAUGGAAGAACAGGAAACUGUCUGUGCAUCUAUAUUACCAGAGCUAAACAUAAAAAAAAACAUUCAAAAGAUCCUGAUUAUACUUCAGUUUGUGGAGUCUGUGGAGUGAGUGUAUACAUUGCUAGUCAGGCAAAGACAUUGAAGUGAAUACUUUUCCUCCCUGUUGUAUUUGGAGUUUCAACCAAUGAGUUAUCUUUGUCUUCAGUAAAUCUUAUACCGAUUCAAACGGUAAGAAGUUUGGACUGUUGUGCAUCUUGUGCGGUAGUAGAUAUCCAAGCAGGCCAGAUGAAAGUGGUCUCUCUAAAAUUGUUGUAUGCCUUUUUUCUUCAAGUGAACGAAUGGUUUGCUGUGUACAAAAAACUUCAUGUCUGUACAUCAGUGGCUUAUAUGUAUGUUUGUUUGUUUUUUAGCUCUUCAACCUUUGUGUAUGUGUGCCUUAAAAAAAGGUCAGGACAUUCAUCUAGCCAUCAAAACAAACAAACAAACAAACAAACAAAACGAAAAAAACUGAACAGUCCCGUAAGAAUUUGUGCCAUUUGGUUUUUAUGUGGUUCCAGCGCCAAUUUAUUUACCAGUGAGUGACGUGGACAGUUAAGUGUUUUGGGGGAAAAAGUGUUUCUUCCUCUUUUUGAAGAUGUAUGUUUCAUCAGAGCUAUUCAAUUAUGAUAUUUUGCUUUGGAAAUCCUAGUUUUGUAUAUCAUCUGUGGUGAAUGAAUUCAGUAAUAAAUAAACUAUAAAAGGCGAA